This is a messenger RNA of Quercus lobata, 2231 nucleotides long. It is a transcript of the gene GTF2H2, whose product is annotated as general transcription factor II H2. NCBI's taxonomy places the organism in Eukaryota, Viridiplantae, Streptophyta, Magnoliopsida, Fagales, Fagaceae. Bases 361 to 1632 code for a protein of 423 amino acids. Gene Ontology annotation, molecular function: zinc ion binding. Gene Ontology annotation, biological process: regulation of transcription by RNA polymerase II; DNA-templated transcription; nucleotide-excision repair. The transcript has 5 exons. Gene Ontology annotation, cellular component: transcription factor TFIIH holo complex; transcription factor TFIIH core complex. The record is from RefSeq and is a predicted model, not a curated record.
GUAAAAAAGUACUUGGAAUUGCAAGUCUGUCUCUCGUAGUCUCUCUCAUCAUUCAAGUAAAAACUCUCUCUCUCUCACUCACUCAAUAAGCAAGUACUUUACUCAGUCUCUCUAAGCAACGGACGCAUUCUUGUCUUGAGAUUACAAAAAACCCACCACCCCUUCUCUUCUCUUCUCUCUCCAUUCAAUCUGAUCACAGCACCGUCGCGACGCUGCGCCUUUCCACCGCCUCGACUCGGCAUCCCAAGCCGCCUCGGCCGCCGCAAAAAAAAAAAAACCCGUUUGCCAAUUGAGAAAACCAAUUUAUCUUGCAGCUUGGUCUCAAUCUGAGAACCCAUUGCUUCCUUGGCUUAGGGAAACAUGAACAAUGGAAAUGGAAGACGAUUGAAUGGGGAGACAGAGGAAGAUGAUGACGACGAAGGAAGUGAGGGAGACCUUGAUGCUUGGGAGAGGACUUAUGCGGAUGAGAGGUCAUGGGAGUCUCUGCAAGAAGAUGAGUCUGGGCUUCUCCGCCCCGUGGAUAACAAGACCCUUUACCAUGCACAGUAUCGCCGGCGCAUUCGCUCUCUCUCCUCCCAGGCAACUACUUCUCGGAUCCAGAAGGGUCUCAUUCGCUAUCUCUACAUUGUUGUUGACCUCUCAAGGGCAGCUGCAGAGAUGGAUUAUCGACCAAGCCGAAUGGCUGUGGUUGCAAAACAUGUUGAGGCUUUUAUUAGGGAGUUCUUUGACCAGAAUCCUCUUAGUCAGCUUGGUCUUGUGACUAUAAAAGAUGGAAUUGCUCAUUGCUUAACAGAUCUUGGUGGCAGUCCUGAGUCCCAUGUUAAAGCUUUGAUGGGUAAACUGGAGUGCUCCGGUGAAUCCUCCCUACAGAAUGCCCUGGAUCUUGUUCAUGGGUAUCUAAAUCAGAUUCCAUCAUAUGGUCAUCGAGAAGUUCUCAUCUUAUAUUCUGCUCUUAGUACUUGUGAUCCAGGAGAUAUAUUGGAGACUAUCCAGAAAUGCAAGAAGUCAAAAAUGAGGUGUUCAGUCAUUGGUCUCUCUGCAGAAAUUUUUAUAUGCAAACAUCUCUGCCAAGAAACUGGUGGCUCGUACUCUGUUGCCAUGGAUGAGUCCCACUUCAAAGAGUUAAUACUGGAACAUGCUCCCCCACCUCCAGCCAUAGCAGAAUUUGCCAUUGCUAAUUUGAUAAAGAUGGGUUUCCCACAAAGAGCAGCAGAGAGUUCUAUAGCAAUUUGUUCGUGUCACAAGGAGGCUAAGGUUGGAGGGGGUUACACUUGUCCAAGAUGCAAAGCACGUGUAUGUGAAUUACCUACUGAAUGUCGUAUAUGUGGGUUGACACUUAUUUCUUCACCCCAUUUGGCAAGGUCAUAUCAUCAUCUCUUUCCGAUAGUACCAUUUGAUGAGGUGUCUUCAUCAGUUCUGAAUGAUCCACAUAACAGAUUACCAAGAUCUUGUUUUGGCUGCCAACAAAGUCUUCCAAAUCCUGGAAACAAACCUAGCCUUCGUGUCGCUUGCCCAAAAUGCAAACAGCACUUCUGCCUCGAUUGUGACAUCUAUAUUCAUGAGAGCUUGCAUAAUUGCCCCGGUUGUGAGAGCUUCAGGCAUUCGAAGACCCCCAUUGCUACUGAAGAAUGAUGAUUCCUGUGACUUAAUAAUACCCCCCACCCCAUCCCCCACAAAAGUUGCUAAAAGAAGUUGUGUUUCAAUACUGGUUCUCAAGCCAAAACUCUUUUUUUCUUUUUUUGGGAAGAGGGGGAGGGGGUUUGUAAGUUCUCUAAGCCACCCACACAGACAGUAGCUUGCAUAAUUGUUUUUGGUUGUGAGAGCUUCAGGGCUUCGAAGUCUCCCCUCCCCCCCCAAUUGCUAGUGAAGAAUGAUGGUUCCUGUGACUUUUUAAUCUCAACACCCAGGUGCCAAAAGAAGUGAUUCAAUACUGGUUCUCAAGCCAGCAGUUUUUUUUUCUUGGGGGUUUGGGGGGUUGUAAGUUCUCUAAGCUACACAGACAAUAAAGUUUAUGCUGUCAGAACCAUCCAGAUUACCAGUCCAUUUGGGCACACUCGUAUGGCCUUGAUUUAACCUUUGAAGAGGGAUGCAGUAAUGCUUGUUAGGUGAAAAAGAGAGAGUGAAGAGAGUUGGUCAUUUUUCCAUAUGAAUUGUGGUACAUUUUUUUAAUGGAAAAAAGUUUAUAUAUAUUAUUGAUAAGUUCUUAGUGAAGAGAUUUUUCAGCCUUGAAA